Messenger RNA from Cyprinus carpio (common carp), 10195 nucleotides. RefSeq names its product polycystic kidney disease 1 like 1. The record is from RefSeq and is a predicted model, not a curated record. Gene Ontology annotation, cellular component: membrane. The transcript has 53 exons. Gene Ontology annotation, biological process: detection of mechanical stimulus. The coding region runs from base 1220 to 9700 and encodes 2826 amino acids. NCBI's taxonomy places the organism in Eukaryota, Metazoa, Chordata, Actinopteri, Cypriniformes, Cyprinidae. Gene Ontology annotation, molecular function: calcium channel activity; protein binding.
CUCUCCGCCCGAGCUGGCACCCAAUCAGCCCAAAUCUACAUCUUAUGUAGAGUGUUAUAGCCUAUAGCACAAGGAGAAGCUGGUUUUAUUCAACUUCGUCAUCCAUUGUGCCCCUGGGCGUCAAUGGUCCACUUCAGCUCUCAUUCAUCACGGUGGAACAUGGAUACGAAUCCCCCAGAGCUGAUGUUUGAAGUGGGAUGGAGCCGUUGGCUUGCUCAGCACUUGUGGUCCUGUUGUGGGUCACUAAUGUGUUCAUGCCUCACCUAUAAAUGUCUGUGUCUCACUAAUCCUGACGCUAAAAAGUCUUUGAAGCUAAAAACAUCACUGGCAUGUGAUCAGUCAGAGUUUGUUAGCAGGCUCUACACACAGGCAUCCAUGCUUUCACCUGAGAUUUCCUCACAUCCUCUGUCUGAACAAGAACGCAUAAGCUACGUAAACAGUCAGGGUUUUCUCCAUGCAACAGACCACAAAGCAUGAAUGCAAAAUGUAAUCUUAUAAUGCAUAACGCUGUCCAAGUAGACAAUUUUACCAAUUGCUAUGGAUUUAGAGGAGCAUGCAGCAUUUACUUGAUAAGCUAAUGUGUCGUUGUGUUUCAUCGCACAUCCGAGUACUAUCUCCAUCAGUUUCUGAUGACUAGCCUAUACGCAUGAACAUAUAUGUUUUGGAGUAUUUUGGAUUAUUUAAUUAGGUUUUGUGUGUGUGUGUGUGUGUGUUCUCUCUUUCUAUUCGGUUUCCUGUUUGAAUACAGUCAAGAGAUGUGUCAUACAGGCGUUGUUUAUCCUGUGUGAAACUUACAGUCAUUGUUCUUUGCAUGAGUUAAAAGUCGCUGAAUUUGCAGUUUGAAGGUGUAAAGCGUAGGCUACUUGUGAAAACCCUUACAGGACUUUAAUACAGCAAAUCACAGGUAAAAAAAAAAGUACGGGACCUUAAUAGUCGCACACAAACUGAGGAUUUUAACAAAAACUAUGUAAUUGAUUCGUGAUUAAGUUCCAGCAAUCAUAAUGACUUCUCAAUAGAAGUAGCCUACAUAAUUGCACUUUUAACUUCUGAUGUCUGAAACUUGUGCCUACCAGAAUGUUUAAGAAUUAUAAAAAUAAAAUAAAAAAAAUAGUAGAACUAUAAUAGCAUACGAUACAGUCAUAGGUCUACAUUACAAUAAAAAAAUGUUGUCGUAGGGAUUCCUGACUGAACGCAUAAGAAUACAAUCGAUCGUUUGGAAAUGCAACUGUCAAUCAAGAAGUCACGCCUCCUAUUCGCCUGUUCACUGCGACUUCAGACAAAGAAAUCAUUCGCACUGGUGACGAGUGACAUUCAGAUUGUUACGAUGUUUCUUUUAUGUCGGUUUGUAUUUUGUUUCAUUUUGUCACUCAUUUUUGCUCUCAGACUUGUCAAGGGAAACUCAGGAUAUGCUGUUCAGUGGUGCUUUGGAUUCAGCAACUGUAGCUCAUUGGACUUACUCCAUUGUCAGGAAACGGAGCUUCCACUGUGUUCCAAGCUGUGUUUCAGUGAAGGAUGCUUCUCCUCUGAGAAUGUCCCUUCUGGGAAUGAGACGAGCUGGCUGGCAGUGCACAGCAGCAGAGGGCCUUCUGUUCAUGAUGCCACUGUAGCUGCUUUGACUGACAGGGUGCAGAUUGGGAAGCCCCUCCUCCUGGAAGUUUCAGGCAUACUAAAUCUGAGCAAAGAAAACGUUUCUAUGGUUUUCAUUACAUUUAGUGGGAACUCUGGUCCUCAGGGUCUGCAUAAUAUAUCUGUUAUGGCCAACGGAUACCUCACCUGCUACAUAGAUGCGAUAUUACAAGCUGCUGGAUUGUACUAUUUAAAUGUGACCAUGAUGAACAGUAUCUACACUCAUUUUGCCAGCUGGAAGAUUAGAGCGUGUCCCUUUGGGACUGAGUACUUGAAUCUCAUGUUGUCCAAGAGAGAUCAGGAUAUCCCAUCUUGUGCCCCUCUGCCCACAGAUGCAGAGGACAAGCAGCAGGGUAAAGCCUCAACAAGAUCCAUAGACAGUCACAAGCGAGCUGUUUGGAUCUUUUCUGAUAAAAGGGCAUAUGCAUCUGAAACAGACAUUCAAUUUGUAGCAGUAACAGAAGAACCUGAUCCUCUAUACUUUCAUUGGAAAUUUGGGGAUGGACCAGAAAUAAAAACAACAUCCAGAAUCUACAAAAAGAGAUAUCUCUUACCAGACAAAUACAGUGUCACUGUCAGUGUGUCUAAUGGUCUCACAUCCAUCAGCUCAGAUGUUUAUCCGCUCGUGAUUCAGAGAGCUGUGCAGCCCAACAGGCUUCUGUAUAGUCCCUCAGUUUUAUCACACAGCUUUGUGAACUUCACCUGCCGGAUCAGCGCAGGAACUGAUGUCUCAUAUGUCUGGAAUUUUGGUGAUGGAACAGAACGAGACGGAUCAAGCACUGAGCAUCAUGUCUACAACAGAACUGGAGAAUACAUAGUAGAAGUUAUUAUGUCCAACCUGGUGAGCUCAGCCUCUUUAACAGGGCACAUCUUUGUCGUUGAAGAAUUAUGUCAGCCUCCUCCCGUGAAAAAUAUGGGCCCAAAUAAAAUACAGGUGUGGCGGUAUCAAACUGUCCAUCUUGCUGUGACAUUCGAGGCUCAGAUUCAGUGCAAUGUUACCAGAGGUCUUCUGUAUAGAUGGACUAUAUAUGAUAUGAGCGGACGACAACUGCUCUUCCCACACAUAGACAUGGGACGGCAGUAUACUGAUCUUCCAAAAUACCUCCUUCAUUAUGGAACAUAUAAAGCUAUAGCAAAGGUCCAAGUAACCGGUAGUGUGGUGUACAGCAACUACAGUGUUUUAAUUGAAGUGGUACGCAGUCCUCCUGUCAGUGUCAUCAGCGAAGCCACAAAUAUUUUCAUCAAUCGUCAGAGCGGCACCAUCAUCACUCUUGACGGACGGGAAUCACAUGACCCAGACUACCCCAAUAAUACUAUGAGUUACAGCUGGUCGUGCAAGCCAGUAAACUCAGAAGAGAGCAGCUGUUUCAACAGGAACAUUGUGACCACUUCAGCAGUACUUACAUUUCCCGCUCUUUUCUUGAAACCUGAUUUUGACCUGCUUAAAUUUACUCUCACCGUGUACAGUGGCCAUCGAUCUUCCUCAUCUGAGAUGUUCAUCACUGUAACAUCAAAACAUGUCAGCAACAUUCAUAUGUCUUGUAAACAUUUCCGAGAAAAUUCAGUGAACUGGAAUGAGCAGUUUUCUGUUUCUGCUUUCUGUGAUGCUUGUGGUUUUAAUGCAAAAAAUGUGACCUAUUACUGGAAACUUUACCUGGUUAAUUCCUCAAGCAAAGCUGUACCAGAAAUUCCGUUCUGCAGCAGUAUGGAUCUCGGUUUACCCUCCAAAAUGGAAGAGAGCUUACAUUUCUCCAAGCCUGCUGUGACACCCUACACUCCAGCCUAUUUUACUAAGCCUUCCGUUCCAGUAUCUCUAGCUCCUUAUCUUUUAUCUGAAGAUACUGACCUUACAGCCCCAGUUACACAAGAUACUCUGACUUCAAUAAUACAUAAAAAACACCAUAAUAUUAGUGUACCAACUCUAAUUGAAAACCCCAGCACAAACACGUACCACCAUGCAGCAUUUCCGACUAUGGCAUCUUUACACCCCCCCUUCCUUCCGUCCUUCCCCGAGGAAACAGAGUCGUCCGGGAGUCAAUGGGAGUAUCAGGGGUCUUUACCAGCCUCAGAUAAGGUGUCACUGACUGAUAUGACCUCAGAUUUUCAUACUGAGGACAUGAUUUACACAGACGUUUAUCAAGAGUCGAUAUCAGGCGAUCAUCUCUCCCUACCAGAGUAUGAUUACUAUAGUUUUGGAAUUGAAGAGGCUGAUCCUGGUGUCCCAGUUGGCAGACCUACUGGUAUAUAUUUUUAUUGUGUCUUGUGUGUGUGUGUGUGUGGGACCAAUUCAUUGGGCUUUAGUUGGAACAUAUCAUUCCCUCACUCUUACGACAAUGAGGGUGAUAAUCUGGUGGACCCCAGACUGCAUGGCCCAGCGGUGUCUGAGAAGACCCUGCUAGAUCUGCACAGAAAGCUCAUUCAUCCGUCUGUGUUUGAGUCUUACACUCUCACAGGAUUAUCCUCUUCGGUUGUCACAUUUAAACCCUUCAUACUUAAACCAAAGAGUCUUUAUUUGCUUGAAGUGUCUGCAAUUUCUGAGGAGCGGCUGCAAGGGAAAAGCCAGCUGUUCUUCCAAACUCAAGCUGUUCCUGAGGGAUUGAGCUGCCAAGUGCAGCCCAACACAGGCUAUGAAAUUCACACUUACUUCAGCAUCUUCUGCUCCUCUGGAAAAGAGGAUCUCUUGUAUGAAUACAGUUUUAGUGUGGGCAACAGUCCUAGGAAACUCCUUUACAAAGGCAGGGAUUUCCAACAUUACUUUAGUCUUCCUAGUGGAGAUCCUAAUGAUGAUUACAAAGUCACAAUCUAUAUAGAAAUAAAGAACAGAUUUGGAGCGACGACCAAACCAUGUCCUGUGAAAGUGACUGUUCUUCCAAGCUUUCAGAGAAACGCAUCCUCUCAGCUCAGCCCUGAUCAAGAACUGUACAUGUAUGGAGUGGGUAACCUUACGGGUCUGAGUAAGAUCGGAAGCAACAGAGACAUCAUCAACUACAUCUCUCUUUUGAUAGCGGUGCUGAACCGAUUGAGUCUGGACGCAGAGUCCUCUGUUGAGCUUCUGACGCUCACACGCACUUCCAUCAUUACAGCAGCCUGUCAGCUGUCCAGCACUGAUAAGGGAAUUUUAUUUGAAAAAAUUUACAGGCUAACAGAUCUGAUAAGAGUCUCCAGUCAAGUGACAUUUUACAGUGCCAAACAAGUAAUUCAGCAUGUUGACGACAUCUCAUCCCUCUCACAUGAGUCCAAGCCUCCGGCAGGCCAUAUUCUGGACACUGGGAUGGUGCAAGCACUAGUAUCUCUCCUGUCUAGUGUGUUGGAGGCUCCAGUGCUCACUUCCAGACCAGGACACCAACUCACAAACAAAGUGCUUUACACCAUCACUGAUUUAGUACUGGAGUGUUUGCUGUCCAGCAAUGUCUGGCAGUACAAUGUGAACACCAUGUUCAUGGAAGUGUUAGCCUGGAAGGAUGAGCGGUCUCAUUCUGGGGUGAAAACAUUUGGCCUCACUGCGUUCCACCUCACUGACUUUCUGGAGAUGCAAUUUCAGCAAUGGAGCAGAAACAGCCAGCACAAGCCCUGCGUCAUUACCUGGCUCACAGUGUACAGGCAGAGCCCAUACCGCUGGUCCAGACACGUGCAGCUCAGUGGAGAGACAGCAGAGAUUCGACUCUACAAUUGCACCACUAGGAAGGAAAUCAAAGUCCGACAUCUAUCCACACCAGUUACUAUUGAAUUUCAGAGGAAAGAGGAGACAAAUCGGAGUCCACACACACGGUUCACUCUUCUGCGCGGUCAGGUGAACACUCAUCAGUUCAACAUCACGUCACAGAGCCUUCAGAGAGCCAUUCAGAUCACUGUGCAGUUUAACAGGCCAGCUGAAUGCCCCUUUCCCAUCCUGCUGCUGCUUAGGAUGUAUGAGCAGCCAACACCUAAUCUGUACAACAAACAGAACAUAUAUCACUGGAAAGGACAGACGGCUCGCAUCUUCCUCCCUCAAUCCUAUUUACAGGCUGCUAGUUCUGUGUACCUGAGGCUUCUCAAUGCAGACUUUAAUAAAAGCCCUAGCAACAAGUACAUCGCCAGAGCUGUGAACUACACACUUCGCAUUGAGUCUGUGGAGUGUUUGUCCUGGGAUGGUGUGAAAGAGUGGAAGCGCAGUGGCUGUUUUCCUCAUGGUGGUGUUUCCACAGACAAGAUCUACUGCAGUUGCAACCACCUGGCAUCAUUUGCAGUAUCACAUGAGAACAUCAUAAGCAGCUACAACUCUGCAGAUGUUUCACAAUUUAUCCACUCCGAAACCAACUACAUACUGAUCAUUUUUUCCGUAAUAUUCCUGGCUCUCUACGUGGUGGUGUUGGUCAUCUGUAGGAAGGCUGAUGUUUCCAUACAGAAAACUACAGGCUCAUUUCUGCUACCAGAAAACAAUCCCUCAGAUCGCUUUCUUUAUGCUGUCACCAUAGACACAGGAUUGAGAUCUAGAACUAGAAUGACAGCAAAGGUCCAUAUUGUUCUGUAUGGAGAUAAAGGUGUCUCUCAAACCAGGGAACUCAGCAGCUCUGACUCCAAACUCUUUACAUGCAACUCAAGGAAUACCUUUAUUCUCAGUUCCCCAGAGAGUCUGGGUCGAGUUUGGAAGCUGCAUCUUUGGCAUGAUAAUGGAGGUUCAUCUCCCAGCUGGUAUCUGAGCCAUGUGGUGGUCAAAGACCUGGUGCAGGGGUCCUGCUGGUUCUUCCUGGGCCAGUGCUGGCUGGCAGUGGAUGAGGGAGAUGGAAGGGUGGAGAGGAGUUUAGUUGCUUCUGAAUGCAGCCUGACAUUUAAACAGUUCCUGUAUUUGAAACUCACAGAAUACCUUGAGGACCUUCACCCAUGGCUGUCUGUGUACAGUCGUCCGUCUUUCAGCUCUCACACACACACUCAGCGUUGGAGUGUGUGCCUGCUGCUCCUGCAGGGCUACAUGUGUGUCAGCGCAGUGCUUGUAAAUCUUUUGGAAGAACAGUGUUUUGUAGAGAUGGGGCUUAUUGAUGUUUCACCGGUUUCCAUGGUAACAGGCCUGUGCAGUGCUCUGGCUGUGCUGCCGGUGGGGGGUCUGGUGUCCCUGGUGUUUCGUGUCAGUAAGACCACAUCCAGUAGUGUGUCCGGAGAGCAGUAUAAGGUCAAGGUGCCUGAUGUCUACUCUGUAGAAGAUCACCAUGAUGCACUUCUGAUAAAUGAUUGUGCAUCGUAUUUGUCCUGGAAUACAGUUUCCCAAUGGACUCAAGGAUCAUGGAAAACAGAUUACAAGGACUGGAAAACCUCAGAUUCAGUGUCUUUGUCAAAACUGCAAGAGGACCCUGAUGCCAUCUUAGAGAUUGUAGAAGACUCCAUGUCUGAUGUCAACAGCAGAUCACAUGACAAAUGCAAAUGGAAGAAGUCUGAUCUGAAAUCACAUACCUCUGCAGGCAUCCUAGAGAACCGACAGGUUUGUGGUGGUAGAAUCCAAAGUCUUCAAUCCUGGUGUUAUUAUGUGGGCUGGAGCCUCUGCUUGUCUCUUUCUCUUACGUGCUUCAUCAUCACAGGAACUCUUGGAGUAAAGUUCGACAAAACAAAGACUCUUCUUUGGGCUUAUUCUGUGUUCUUUUCUCUUGUCUGCUGUGGCUUUGUACUGCAUCCAGCAAUGAUACUCAUAACUGCUAUCACAGUGUCUCUGCUGCUUCGAAAGAAGCCAGACUGGUUCCACAGUCUAAGUGUAAAAGAGCCUGUCACUGAAUUAUUGAGACACAGGGACCAAAAACUUGAGAAUGUCUUUGUUAGCAAAUACCAGCAGUCUCAUUUUGAAAAGACGCUCGCUGCCCGUCAGAGAGCCAGGUAUUUGCGUCUGGUGGAGCCACCAAAUUCAAGAGAGUUGAAGUGUGUGAGAGGCCAGAUGAAGAAACAGACUCUCCUUCACAAAACCGCAAGGGAUUUGAUGUUUCAUCUAAUCAUGCUGUUGACAGUUCUGUUCGUGACCUAUGGAAAGUCUGACAAUGACUACAAGUACCAUUUGAAUCAAGCUAUCAAAUCUCAUUUCACAAAGAGUCCGCAAAAUUCAUUUCACUCCAUCCAAAAACAUGACGAUUGGUGGAACUGGACAACAACCGCUUUCCUUGAGAGAUUAUAUGACAGUGCCAUCUGCCAUGAUAAGAGAGUAGAAAAUGAAACAGGAGAUUUCAGCUGUCCUUUUUCUCUUAUUGGGAGUCCAGUCAUAAGAAAGAUCAAGAGCACAUAUAACUCGUCAUGCCAGAUCCUGAAUUUGUUGGGCAAGAACAAUAUUAAAUGCUCUGAUAACCAGUCUGUGGAAAAGAGACACUCACUUUGUGGGAAAGUUUGGUGUUAUGAGGGAGAAAGUGUGAGUGUGAGCCUUGGAAAAACAAGGUCCAAAGCAAUCAAGUCAAUUAAAAAGCUUCGGGAUACUGGCUGGAUGACUCCUUUCACCCAAAUUGUGAUGGUCCAGUUUAUCCUGUACAAUGGGCCCAGUAACCUCUUCACAGCAGUCACUAUCCUAGUAGAGCAAACCUCAACAGGAGCUCUGAUACCCUCGGCAAGCAUACAGUCCACUAGACUCUACCAUUUCCCAGCUGCCCUUGACUACAGUGUUAUGACCUGUGAGCUUCUUUUCCUUGUAUUCAUUCUGCUUCAUAUGUAUCGGCUAAUAUAUCUUAUGACUCAAAGAGAAUGGCUUUACUGGAGAAACCUUUGGAGCUGGCUUGAGGUGACAGUAUUCAUCUGCAGUCUUUUGCGGUUUAUCUGCUCUGUGUACAUCUUUAUGCUAAAAACAGAGACGAUUGAUUUCCUGCAGAAGGAGGAUUUUGAAUUACUUGUUGAUCUAAGCCCCAUCUUCUUUUGUGAACAGCUUUCUCAAUCUCUCCUCGGCGUUGUGGUUAAUUUGCUUCUACUGAAAUGUGUGUCCUUACUACGGCUAAACAAAGCAAUGGCAGCAGCUGUGUCUACUUGGAAGCUGAUCUUCUCCAACCUGCUUUGGUUACUGGCACCUGGUGUUAUUGUCGCAGUGGCUCUCUCCAGUCUCCGCAACUUGAUCUUUCAUUCAUUCCCAUUUACCAGUAUCACUAGAUCUGCUCAUUUGCUCUUCACUCGUUUCUUUUGCAUGAGCCACUUUAGUGACAUUUACCUCCAAGCCCAAGUCCCAUCAACAAUUUAUUUUGGAGCUAUAUUGUGCACUAUGAUUCCAUUUAAUGCUACGGUAAUUGCCGCCCUUACCUUUUUUGUGAAACAAAAAAAGAAAACUAAAAAAAGAAAACAUUUACUGACUGUCUUUGAGCUGAUGUCUUAUGUCAAAGACAAGGCUUUACUCAUUGUUGGCAAAGCCAGUCACAAGUCAAUUGACCAUCAAGUCCACACUAAUAGGGUUUACUUAGCAGAGAUUGAGGAUGUCAUGGAUGAACUAUUGUUCCAUCUCUGCACUAUGUCAGACAGUCUCCACAACACCCUGCCAGCAAAAGAAAAUCUAUUUGAAACUCAGAGUAAUUUCUCUGUGCCGCUUUCUGGGCAUGUUUAUAGCUCAGACUCAGAGAGUGUAAUUUUUGAUGGACUGGGGAAGAAACAUUUAGGAUGCCAGGCCUCAUAUAGGGAAAACACUCACAGAUCAUCACUUGAACACAUAACAUCUCAGUACUUACAAGGCAGAGGAAGAAUGCAGGAGGAGAGUUUUUCAAGAGGGCCGAGGAAUUUCAGAAACUGCCUCAAAGAUCCAAUCAGAGAGUCAGAAGGGACUGGACAGGCCCAAAUUCUUUCUUCAAGCAAGCAGACCCAUUGUGCAAAAGCUGAAUGGAAGGACAAAGUGUACAUUAAAUCAUCAAUUCCGCCUGAUCCAAGCAGGUUGGCGGAUGAGCGUAAUUUCGCCAUCAAGACACAAAUCAUGACUCAAAAGAUGAGAGGGCACACUCUUCUAACCUCAUCAACUCGCAAAGUGAACAUGGGUCAUCAUACAGCACAUGGCAAGCGAGCUGGAGAGUCAUAUGUGUUUAAUACAUCUUCCAUUGAGGGAAUGGACAAUUCUGUACAAGGGCAAACAAUUAUUCCAGGAUUCAUUGAACAAUGUAUGUAAUACAAGAAAAAAGAGCUGUUCGGUUUUACAGUUUCAUUCCAGAAGAGAAUUAGCAUUUACUAGCCACAUUUCCUCUGGUGUUGGGUUUUCAGAAUGGUCCUUAACAUUACUUUAAAAACUUAUUUGAUCUGAUUAAAUACCUCAAAAGUGAUAUUUAAUUUGCAUGAAGUUGCUAAAAUAUUAAGAGACUAAAUUAGACUGUUUUUUAAAUAUACAAAUUUUAAAAUUCACAUUUGGGUAUUAUUUGCGUUUGUGUGAAAAUUUAUGAGGGUGGCCCCUUCUCUUAUUUUGCAAUUAAAAAUGAAACAUUCUUUUGCUAAAAACCAAUUUUAAGAAAUAAAACUUUUAUAUAUCUACAGCUUUUUCUCAUUUACUAUAUUACUUCACCCAUGCUGUCAAAAUGCAGAUCCGUGUGAAUGUCAUAUUUGACCUAUUAACCACUAAAAACCUUCAAUCGUAAAAGCAGUAACUUGCUCCUAGCUACACUUCCUGGAU